AGCCCCGCGCCCCACGCCCGCUCCAUCUCCGCCCGUGCACUUCGCCGCCGCCAUGCCCCUGCUCCUCCCCUUGGUUUCCUCCUCUUCUAGCUGUCUCUCCUCCAGCCGCAUCGUCGACCAUCUCCCUAACUCUUUAUCCCAUCCCUGCAAGGCAGUGCCUCCCCACGUUCUCGAUCCGGCGUUGCCGUGCACGAUGGUUUCGCCUCCCCAUGUUCUUGAUCUGGUGUUGCUGUGGGUAGGCCACACUAUGGUAGAGCAGGGGCGGUGUGAUUUCCGUGAUGGGUAUGGAGGACGAGGACCAGGGGGAGGGUGAACAGGACGGACAUGGGGAAGGUGUUGCGAGGCCGGAGAUCCAGCGGCGCUCGAGUCGCAGUGGUGGGCCGACCAUCACUCCCGACCGCUGGUUGUUGUUCCUCAUCCCCAAUCUAGGCUAUCUUAUGAAGAAGAGAAGAGGGAGGAUCUUGAGGAAGAGUCCAGAACAAGGUGAAACUUCUCUCGUGGACCCUGUUUUUGGCACAAUACAUUGGGAGCAGUGCAGAUUUGUUGCUGCUGGAAUGGAUAAUGAAGAACAAAAGCAGAACGAAGCUAUGGUUUUACUUGCAGCUUGGUUUUCACAUUCUUCCCAGAUGGUGCCCGCCAUCCCAGUAUGCCUCCUCAUUCUGAUGCUUUUGACCCGCCCGCAGCUUCAUGACGAAGUAAAAUAAAAGCUUAUGACCGAAGAAACAUGCUUGGAUAGGCGUCCUUGUCGACCUCGCAGUCUCCAACCCAUCCUUAGCGGCAUGAUUGAAGGGCAAGACUACCAGCUGGUGAAGGAGAGGAUAUGUAUUCGGCGUGUCCUGAAGAGGUAGUCCACGAACCGGCAAUGGAGGAAAUAAGGUAGAGACGGCAAUAGCAGCAAGUACGUCAAGCGCCAGGGAUGUGGAUAUGGUGUGGCAUAAAAAGGCUGAUGUUCUUGCUCAGUAUAAGCCAACAAUGGAGAAACUGACCAAGCUAUCUUUCAUGAUCAGUUACACAGCAAGCCUAUAUUUUUGCUGCUUCUACAUGUUGCUGUGAUGGUCAUUCGGCCCAUUUUCUUGAACCUGCACUACAACGAGAGAUCUGGGCUGCUUCUUUGUAGCUUCCAAACUUGAAAUGUUUGUUUGGAAGUUAGUUUAGUUUUUUGUUGUGGAUUCACAACUUCUCACAUGUACCGUCCUCUUAAACCUUUCGAUUUCCAAAGAAACUAAAAGAAGAUAUGGUGGUAUGGUCUCAAUAGUACAACUUAAAGCCUUCCAUGCUUUAUA
This is a messenger RNA of Aegilops tauschii subsp. strangulata, 1283 nucleotides long. RefSeq lists its product as uncharacterized. The record is from RefSeq and is a predicted model, not a curated record. Lineage: Eukaryota; Viridiplantae; Streptophyta; Magnoliopsida; Poales; Poaceae.